UCCCUCAAAACUUUUGGCUCAUAACGCCACAGCAAAGUAUUACAUUGAUACAGCUCAGUCUGCAUUGUUGUUAUAUCGGCCAGAAUGAUAGAUUCAAGGAAGAUUCUGCACAGAAAAUUAAUUUCCAAUAAACAGGGAUUGUCUGUGAAUACGAACACAAGAGAGUCAUGGGAAAUCGCAACAAGGAGAAUGGUGUUUAUUUGGAAAGAAACAACGACAAAUCUAAGUCAUCAUCUAAUGACCAAGCCAGCCUGAGUACCGCCAUCAUGUCCAUCCUUGGUGUAAUGUUUGCAAUAUUCUGUGUUGCAUUCCGAUCCACUCUUCUUCAUCAUGGCCAAUCAUUGUGGUUUGCAUCCGGGAACUUCAUAGCCAGGCAGUGGGGAGUCUUCUAUGACUAUUUUGAUGGAAAUCUGGCUAAAAUGGGAAUAGCUCUUCAUUGUGUGUUUGUUUUGGAGUAUUGGUUGCUAGGGGGAUUGUUUCUCAUCACAGAUCUGACUGGAAAACCAAAGUUCAUCCGCAAAUACAAAGUACAGUUAGAUGAAACAGAGAUUCCAGGGGAUAAAUUACGACGUACAUUAUGGACUGUUUUCCUGAACCAUACAAUCUACAGUGCUCCUAUCCUGAUAUGUCAUUACUAUGCUGGUGUGUGGAGGGGGUGUGUCUGGUCUGUUCAUGAUCUACCCACCUUACCGACUCUCAUCAUUCAGUUGGUCAUAUUUGCUAUAGUAGAAGAAUUCGGAUUUUACUACAGUCACAGGAUGCUCCACCUGCCAUUCUUCUACAAACCAAUCCACAAGCAGCAUCACGAAUGGAUCGCACCCAUCGGAUUCGUCACAUCCUACGCUCAUCCCUUUGAGAACUUCAUCUCCAACAUGCUCCCAGCUAUCACUAGCUCCCUUCUCAUUGGUUCACAUCUUCUUACCUAUUAUUUCUGGAUCAUUCAGGGACAAUACAUCUCAAUAGUCCACCACUCUGGAUACCACCUACCUCUUCUCCCGUCUCCUGAAUUCCAUGACUACCACCAUCUCAAGUUCACCAAUAACUAUGGUGUACUAGGCCUCCUGGACUGGUUUCACGGAACAGAUGUUAACUACAAGAAAUCAAAACAAUUCCUGAGACACAAGACCCUUUAUGGAAUUACACCAAUCAGCCAACUCAUUCCUGACGAUAAAAAUUGAAACAAGAAAUGAAAAUGUACAACUGUUUAGUAGGCAGUCUGUUUCAGUAUAAAGUGUCAAUAAAAAUAUUCAUUUUUACUAAUUAUGUGGCCCUAUGUAGAUAAUCAUGUUUUUAAGAAAGCUUGUUAGAGAUCAACCAUUGAAUAAAAAUAAUCUUUAUGGAAUUUUGCGUAUAGUAAACCAAUCACUAUUUCUUUUGUAUUUUGUUCUGAAAUACAGAAUAUUUUAUUUUGUGAAUUUGACAUUAAGGAAGCAUCUGUAUGAAUUACAAUAGGUUGUAACAAAAAUAACACAUUUCCGGCGAAAAAUCAAACAUUGUUUUACAUUAAAAUGGGUAAAAUAAAGGUAUUUUAUAAUUCAUGUCUUAAAAUACAAAAGAAACAAUAAAUGGGUGAUGAUAUCAAUUUACCCAAUUGCAUACUGACCAGGAUGUGCCCAUCACUGUUUUGUUAGAACAUAAGAGAAACUUUAAAACGUCAUAAUGUAUUUUUUUUCUUAUACAUCCGAUUUUUAUCAAAUUUUCAGCGUUUUAUUGUAUUGUAUUCAUUUUCCGUCAAUUAAAAAGAAUAACAAUGAUAGAUAUAUCUACAAUUACAAAGAAAUGAUAAUUAAAAGGACGGGGGAUUGCCCUACUAAGCGUUGAUAACAUAUCAACGCUGUUUUACAGAGGGGUCCCUUACAUAGAUAUACAUGUAAACAUAAUACAGGAAAGGAAAAACUUAGUUGACUUACGUUAAAGACGUUGACAAAAUGUGAAAAAGUAAGAAGAAACAUAUGUACAAUAUAUACACAAGAUAAGAAAGUAAGAAUGAGGGAUCUGAGCUAAAAGUUACAAGAAGUCUGGAAAAUGUUUUUAAGGCCUUUUUUUAAUGCAUCGAUAUUUUCCAAUAAUUUAAUGUGAUGGGGAAGAGUAUCAUAAUAAGAUGCACCUCUGUAUUGGAUAGUGCGACGAGAGUAUUCUGUUUUGGGUUUGGGUAAAGCAAAGUUAUGAGAAUUACGUAGUGAAUAAUGAUGAGAAGGUGGUUGAAACAUAUCGGACAUGAUUGGAGAUAACAUGUCAUGGACUGGUUUAUAAAUAAAUAUGUUAGGAUUUUAUAUAACUUAGUUAUAUAAGCUUCCUUGAAUAUGACAAAAAAAAUCAUGAAUCACCGGG
Messenger RNA from Lytechinus pictus (painted urchin), 2331 nucleotides. Its product is annotated as fatty acid hydroxylase domain-containing protein 2-like. Gene Ontology annotation, molecular function: iron ion binding; C-4 methylsterol oxidase activity. The transcript has 7 exons. Gene Ontology annotation, cellular component: endoplasmic reticulum membrane. The record is from RefSeq and is a predicted model, not a curated record. Gene Ontology annotation, biological process: sterol biosynthetic process. Bases 168 to 1178 code for a protein of 336 amino acids. Lineage: Eukaryota; Metazoa; Echinodermata; Echinoidea; Temnopleuroida; Toxopneustidae.